This is a messenger RNA of Lytechinus pictus (painted urchin), 4082 nucleotides long. Its product is annotated as solute carrier family 2, facilitated glucose transporter member 5-like. Bases 645 to 2147 code for a protein of 500 amino acids. Lineage: Eukaryota; Metazoa; Echinodermata; Echinoidea; Temnopleuroida; Toxopneustidae. The record is from RefSeq and is a predicted model, not a curated record. Gene Ontology annotation, cellular component: plasma membrane. The transcript has 12 exons. Gene Ontology annotation, molecular function: hexose transmembrane transporter activity. Gene Ontology annotation, biological process: monosaccharide transmembrane transport.
ACAGUUAUUCACACGGCGUGGGUUAUGAAUUAUUAUACACUGCAUUGCAUGCUGCGCUUUGAGAAACUUGAUAUCCAACGGACAAUGAAUGAGAUUUGUUGUAAAAAGCUAUUCGUUCUAUCUCCUGUGGUGAUAUAAGAAUAGUUUUGUACUAACUGGUGCCAUUUGAAAAAGUUACUUUCAUACUUUCGAGGAACUCUGUUAGAGACAUCAUGUGGCAUAUGCUAGUGUGUGUCCUGAGAAGCAGUCACCGAAAUGUAGACCAUACAGAGCAACAUAGUGGAUCACUUUAAUCAACAGAACAACUAUUUUAUUGGCGUCCUACAAAGAUUCAGAUGAGAACCAGUUCCCCUUUCUCCAUGGAUUCACUAUUUUGGGGUUUGGAUGUCAGACUUUCUGCACCACCCGCUACUGAUGGGUGAAAAGUAUACUGAGGCAUAUAUCAAUCGUUUCAUAAAGUAUAGGAAUCGUUGAUAAUUGAUCAAUCACUGAUAUAGAGACGGAAGUGUUUCCCGAAGUUCUUAAGAAGUGAUAUUUGUUACUGACACCACAAACACUGAUAACAUCAUUUGAAGUGUGUCUGGAUUCAAGUUUGUAUGCUUCAAGGUUUCCUGUUUUAAGAUAAAAGCGAUAUCUUACCUAACAUGGUGCCUCAGUCGGACCUUUCUUUGUGGUUUUGGCUGACCGUCUGUACGCUCCUCAUUGGGUCUUCAUUGACCAGUGGCUAUCAGUAUGGUGUUAUUACUGGACCAUCACAGUUUGUCAAAGAAUUUUACAAUGAGACUCACAUCUAUCGCUAUGGUUCACCAUUAGAUGAAUACGGACAGGCCUGGUUAUGGGCUAGCACUAUUACAGUCUUCUGUAUCGGUCGUAUUGUGGGUGCCGUGGCAGGGGCAAAAUUGUCUCACAAAUUUGGAAGGAGCCGUACAUUGAUUGGCAACAGUGCAUUUUCCAUUGUAACAUGUAUCUUAAUGGGGAGCAGCGAAGCCGCUGGGUCACCCGAGCUUCUCAUUUUCUGUCGAGCAAUGAAAGGUCUCGAUGUUGGUAUUUCGUUGACCAUAGUCCCUGUGUAUCUCAGUGAGAUCAGUCCUAAGAGAAGACGAGAUUCUAUCUGUGGGCUCCACCAAGUAUUAUUCACUGUCGGCAUUGUCCUCGGCCAGAUAAUGGGUUUCUUCGUGUUCAAAGGCAGAAAUAUUUGGCCUGGCGCUCUUGGGUUGCCCGCCCUCAUCGAUCUCUUCCAGAUAGUUCUUCUUCUGUUUUGUCCAGAGAGUCCUGAUUGGUUGCUUCAUGUUAAGUUUGCAGAGGAAAAAGCGGCUGGAGCUCUUCGUCAACUUCGGGGUGAAGAUGAGGUUGAACAGGAGAUCCAGGUUCUUCGUGAUGACCACCGUUUCAAUUCAAGAAUCGUCCGGGCAAGCGCAUGGGAGGUUAUCUUCCUCAGGGAUGCUAACUGGAAAAUGCCGUUACUUAUGUGCAUCUUACUGCGGUUAGCCCGACAACUUUCCGGUAUUAACGCGAUUAUUUUCUACUCGAAUGAAAUAUUUUUGUUUGCUGGAUUGACAGACGUACAAACUGGAUUAGGAUCUCUGGCUUGGGCUGCUUGUUACUCUACGGCUACUGUUGUUGAGUAUUUUGCAAAUCUAUCAAGAUUUCAACGGAAGCCUUUGCUUUUCUCAAUGUAUGGGCUGCUGACGAUAAGUGCCAUUGCUUUUACAUUGUUCCUGAUUUUCGAGUACCGUGUUUCAUGGCUGUCGUGGUUUGCCCUCGUAGCUAAUUGUGUAUUUUUCAUCGCAUUCCCUCUGGGUCCAGAAAUAUUUACACCCUUGGUAUGUUCUGAACUGUGGUCUGUUGGUCCAAGGAAGGCCGCCCUCUCCGUUACCCAACAUAUAGGUUGGUGGGUCGACGUCGUCAUCCAAUUUUGCUUUCCCGCUCUUUUAGUAGCCAUUGGCGCCUACACUUUCAUCAUUUUCGCUGCUUCCCUUGCCAUCACCACCCUCAUCAUACUCCUUUACCUGCCCGAGACGAAGGAUCGGCGGUUCGUCGAAGUAUCGACAGGAUUCGAAGAAAUGAAAAACCCGGAUGGUGACGAGGACCAGAGUUUCACAAAAUACCAGGAAGGGUAUUCCCCUUUACCGCUUAUGAAUCGAUGAUGACUAUGAGGAGAAAGGGAAAAUCUAAUAUUACAAUGUUCGGAAGUGCAAUACAGGCAUAUGGUUUUCAUUGCUAUGAAGGCUGAAUUAACAGAAUAGCAUAACUUAAGGUGAACUGACUUUACUGAGUUUUCAAAAUCAUCAUCUUUUUUCGCCUGCACGGUAUUUAUUAACAUGAUAUUAUUAACAUGUCAGAAAUCCAAAACAGGGGCCGCGGAACGGUUUUCAAAGUGGGGGGCUGAACCAAAAGUGGGGGGAGGGGGGCUGGCCAUGCAAAAAAUCACAAUCAUAUGGUCAUAUUUACGUUUUUGUACACAGUUUUGGGGAAAAGUGGGGGGGGGGCUGAAGCCCCUCCAGCCCCCCGCUUCCGCGGCCCUUGUAAGAGGCAUACACCUUAUUGUUGCAAUGUUUGGUAGACCUCUGACAAGCUUUCGUGUUUUGGGAACGACAUUUGUAUGGUGUCCAUCGUGUUCUUCGCCUUUAUUAUCAUGCUGACAAUACAAUGAGAACCCUUUUUUUUUACAUCGCACAUUAUUGAUACUGUUUUGUUUACCAAUGAAGAUGUAGAUUAUUCUUUUAGAUGUACUUUGAUAUCACAAGUGAAAUAAUCGUGUUUAAAUAACUCAUUUUCUUUACGUGUAAUGUCAUUUCAGUUAUAAUUGCCUCGGUUGGCUGAACUAUAGUAUAUUUACUCAUUUGAGUGAAGUAUCAGGCUUCCAUUCAUCAUUCUUUAAGGGUGCUAAAAAUUAUAUUCCUAUGUAAAUCAUAUUUUAAAUAAUGUAAACAAAAAAAUACAAUUUGGUUUUGUAGGAAUAUCCUUUGCAAAUGUGCUAUUAAGGAGUAUUUUUUUCAAGGAUGAAUAACAGCACUCUAUCUUAAUGACGAUGAAAUAAGACAUUAUAGUCUUCACUGGAGUGUUGAUGCGAUGGAAUAAGAUUCAACCUGUUCAAACAUGCAUAUUUGCCCUUGGGUAGGCCUUUAUAGAUUGUUUAAUAGUGAUUAAAUUAAUUUAAGAUUUAUUUUAAGUUGUAGUACACACGAAUUGCACAUAUGGAUUUAAAUGAAUGGUAUUAUGCAUUUUAAUGUGUCUUUGUAUCUCAAAAAUGUGAGAUGCACAAAUGUUGACAAAUAGCUAACCAUUAGGGCAUCAGUCGAGUCUUUUCCCAGAGGCAAUCUUGUAUGUGCAUGAAACUCUGUUUCUUCAAUAUUUGGAUGUGGAUGUAUAUUAGAUAAAAAUGAGAUAUAUGGCAGUAAUAUUAAUCAUAGAAUAGUUCAUUCAUUAACAUGAAUAUGUUGGUAUGUAGAUACAUUACUACAUUGGUUAAUGGUGAAGGGAGAUUGAAAAAAAAGAGAAAGGAAAGAAAUAAAGUAUGAGGGAGUGGGAGCGAGAGAGAGAGAGAGAGAGAGAGAUGGAAUUACUUUUGAAUUAUUUCUAACUACAGUGAUUAUCGUUUUUAUAAUCUUUUGAUAUGAAUGUUGCAAAAUUAUUGAAAUUAGAUGAAAAUUACUUUGCAAAUUAAAAAGUAAACCUGUUAAUCUCUAGAAAUUUGUAACCGUGUUCCACAACAACAUACUUUGAUUGGCCUGUUUUACAAAGGCAUCUAUUUUGUAUAAUAUUUGUAUUUGUAAAUUACAGAUUCGAAUAAUUUUGUUAUUGAAAUUAGGUAAUAAUUUGCAUUCUUUAUAAUAGAUUUGCAAGAUCUAUGCACUUACCAGCAUUUGAAAUAAACUAUCUAUAUAAACAAUUUGUGUAUGCAAUAUUAAUAAAUCUUCGAAAUCAUUAUCUUAGAAUAAGAAUAUGAUGACAUGUACUUUGAUAUUCAUGGUAUAUCGUAUUUUAUCUUAUCCCGUUCUAAGGUGAACAAGUUGAUUUACUUGUUGUUAAUUUGGAUUUAUAUGAGGUUAAUGAAAAUAAAGCAAAAUAUUUUUUCAUGA